AUGGGAGCUCAACUUCCACCACUGCACUACCUCAAGAAAAACAAAGAGUUAGAGGGAGACAGAGAGUUAGAGGGAGACAGAGAGUUAGAGGGAGACAGAGAGUUAGAGGGAGACAGAGAGUUAGAGGGAGACAGAGAGUUAGAGGGAGACAGAGAGUUAGAGGGAGACAGAGAGUUAGAGGGAGACAGAGAGUUAGAGGGAGACAGAGAGUUAGAGGGAGACAGAGAGUUAGAGGGAGACAGAGAGUUAGAGGGAGACAGAGAGUUAGAGGGAGACAGAGAGUUAGAGGGAGACAGAGAGUUAGAGGGAGACAGAGAGUUAGAGGGAGACAGAGAGUUAGAGGGAGACAGAGAGUUAGAGGGAGACAGAGAGUUAGAGGGAGACAGAGAGUUAGAGGGAGACAGAGAGUUAGAGGGAGACAGAGAGUUAGAGGGAGACAGAGAGUUAGAGGGAGACAGAGAGUUAGAGGGAGACAGAGAGUUAGAGGGAGACAGAGAGUUAGAGGGAGACAGAGAGUUAGAGGGAGACAGAGAGUUAGAGGGAGACAGAGAGUUAGAGGGAGACAGAGAGUUAGAGGGAGACAGAGAGUUAGAGGGAGACAGAGAGUUAGAGGGAGACAGAGAGUUAGAGGGAGACAGAGAGUUAGAGGGAGACAGAGAGUUAGAGGGAGACAGAGAGUUAGAGGGAGACAGAGAGUUAGAGGGAGACAGAGAGUUAGAGGGAGACAGAGAGUUAGAGGGAGACAGAGAGUUAGAGGGAGACAGAGAGUUAGAGGGAGACAGAGAGUUAGAGGGAGACAGAGAGUUAGAGGGAGACAGAGAGUUAGAGGGAGACAGAGAGUUAGAGGGAGACAGAGAGUUAGAGGGAGACAGAGAGUUAGAGGGAGACAGAGAGUUAGAGGGAGACAGAGAGUUAGAGGGAGACAGAGAGUUAGAGGGAGACAGAGAGUUAGAGGGAGACAGAGAGUUAGAGGGAGACAGAGAGUUAGAGGGAGACAGAGAGUUAGAGGGAGACAGAGAGUUAGAGGGAGACAGAGAGUUAGAGGGAGAGGGAGACAGAGAGUUAGAGGGAGACAGAGAGUUAGAGGGAGACAGAGAGUUAGAGGGAGACAGAGAGUUAGAGGGAGACAGAGAGUUAGAGGGAGACAGAGAGUUAGAGGGAGACAGAGAGUUAGAGGGAGACAGAGAGUUAGAGGGAGACAGAGAGUUAGAGGGAGACAGAGAGUUAGAGGGAGACAGAGAGUUAGAGGGAGACAGAGAGUUAGAGGGAGACAGAGAGUUAGAGGGAGACAGAGAGUUAGAGGGAGACAGAGAGUUAGAGGGAGACAGAGAGUUAGAGGGAGACAGAGAGUUAGAGGGAGACAGAGAGUUAGAGGGAGACAGAGAGUUAGAGGGAGACAGAGAGUUAGAGGGAGACAGAGAGUUAGAGGGAGACAGAGAGUUAGAGGGAGACAGAGAGUUAGAGGGAGACAGAGAGUUAGAGGGAGACAGAGAGUUAGAGGGAGACAGAGAGUUAGAGGGAGACAGAGAGUUAGAGGGAGACAGAGAGUUAGAGGGAGACAGAGAGUUAGAGGGAGACAGAGAGUUAGAGGGAGACAGAGAGUUAGAGGGAGACAGAGAGUUAGAGGGAGACAGAGAGUUAGAGGGAGACAGAGAGUUAGAGGGAGACAGAGAGUUAGAGGGAGACAGAGAGUUAGAGGGAGACAGAGAGUUAGAGGGAGACAGAGAGUUAGAGGGAACAGAGAGUUAG
Molecule: messenger RNA, 1749 nt
Organism: Schistocerca cancellata (South American locust)
Lineage: Eukaryota; Metazoa; Arthropoda; Insecta; Orthoptera; Acrididae
Product: nipped-B-like protein B
Exons: 2
Coding region: 1-1749 (582 amino acids)
Source: RefSeq, a predicted model, not a curated record